UGCUUAAUUCAUCCUUUUUGGUAAAUAAUUAAGGUAAUGGAUCCAGUAUUGGAUAGCGAAUGGCUUGGAUCAAAAAAUGAUUCAAUUGAAGAAGCCCAAAGUGUGGGCAAUAUUGUUAGAAGUUGGCAGUGGAGGGAACGCGGAAUUGACCCGUUGAACUCUCCUUCAAACAAAACUGUUCUAGAAAAUGUUGCUGAGGAUAUCCUAGUACAGAAACCUCUUAAAAUAAGAUGCUGUGAUUUGCCUGGAUAUCCUAGAUCAACAUAUCUCAUGGUAUUUAGUCCCGAUGGAACUAAGGUAGCAUCUACACAUGGAAACCACAAUGUAUAUGUAUCAGAGUUGGCUAGUGGUAAACAUGUGAGGAUACUGAAAGGCCAUCCACGAACACCAUGGUGUAUUGCAUUCCAUCCUUCGCACCCGCAACUCAUAGGAUCUGGCUGCCUCGGUGGUCAAGUUAGAGUUUGGGAUAUUUCAAGCGGUGGAAGCGAAGUUUGGAAUGUACGCAAUGAAACAGUAAUAGCUUCUAUAGCAUUCCAUCCUCGAGAACAGUUAUUGGUGAUCGGCACAUACAAUGAACUAUAUUUUUGGGAUUGGAGUCAGCCUGCACCUUUCACCAAAGUUUCGACGAAUAACGUUCAAGAAAAAGUCAGAUAUGUGGCUUUUGAUUCUCUCGGUUAUAAAUUAAUAACUGGAAUAUCAUUACGAGCAACAGCAGUAGGAGUGGGUAGCUCUGUUUUGCAACAGAAUUCAAUCUUAAACCCUCCUAACAACCAAAGCAAUACUAGAAGAGAUGACACUGACAAUAACGGUCCAGGAAACAACAGGCCACAAGAUAACUCUAAUUCUACGCAGGAUAUUAUAGUGAAUUCUUAUCAAAAUUUAGUACAAAGAUAUGAUAGCCUCGUGAGAAAUUAUCAACGAUUAUUUAUGGUGCGGCACAGACUGACGGUCACACCACCCCCUCCUAGCACGAUGGACAGAGGCACGGAUCCGAUGGAAACAGAUCCAACACCUGAAGCAAAUAGUAUAACACAAACACCUCAAACUGCACCACAGGAUACAGAUGAGAGUCCUUCCUUAAAUACUUCCAAUACAAACCAAGAUACCAAUGAAAAUGUUGACAACGCAGGAAGUAGCCGUCUUUUUAAUCUUGACGCUUUAUCUUUUGACAGUGCCCCAUCUAGGGAACGAAAUUUAGAUCGUCACGUAAAUUCUUUAUUUGGAUCGCGACCGUCUGCAUUUCAUCCCCUCAACAAUAGUCCUGGUCGAUCGUUUCGAACUGUCGAUCAAAAUGAAAGAGCGUCCAGGCUUUUACCAAAUCCAUUUUCUUCUACCAAUGGGUCACAACGAUCUAACUUAACAUCCUUUUCAAGCAGUCCAUCUUCACAACAAUCAACAAUAACCGACAAUGUUUCUAAUUCGUCGCGUACUAGCGUAUUUCCAGCAUAUAGACCUGAUUCUCCAUCGAUUCUUGAUCUAUCAUCGCGCAGGUGGAAUAGUGGUCGAAGAAUUUUUGUAACCCUGCCAAAUGAAAGUUCUUCCACUCUCACAGACAACGUCUCUCCAACUAAUUCUUCUGCUCGAGAAACACCUGACACACCAACAAAUUCCAAUCAGAGACCCUCAACUUCCUAUUCCUCGGGGCAGAACCAAUCUUCAACGCCUGUAGAUGCACAAACCAUAAACGAAAGUCUCGACUUAAUUCGAGAUAUUUUAAGAGAUUCUGGUACGAGGCUUUUGAAUCUGAUUACAAAUAUGUCACUCUCAACCUUAGCCAGUGUCGAGGAUGAGUUACCUCGUCGUACCAGAGCAACUAGGACGCAGUCUGAUAACAACAAUGAAGGCGAGCGAACGCCACAGCCAGCGCCACGGCGACGUUUACUUAUCUCACACUUACGUCAGGAAUUACUUUCCUCUAGUUCUGAAUCUGAUAGUGACCAGUCUCCGGAAGUUAAUAUUUUGAGAACAAGAAAUUCUACGUUUAGAGAAGAAGAUUCCGCAGAAGUUGAAAGGUCUCCUGGUGAACCUUCAACCUCCACUGCCUCUGAGAGCCCUAUGAAUCCUACCGACAGAUUAGUCUUCGACCUUGGAGACGCGCGAAAUUCUAAUUCUGAAUCAGGAGGUAUUAAUGUUACGACAAAUAGUAGUCGGUUUCGGGUUCGGACUCAAAGUAAUAAUCCUGAUCAAGGUCCAAGCACAUCUAAUAGUGAAAGUUUUAAUACAUCUGAAAAUUUCACUCAAAACAGUGCUAGUGAAUUCAAUACUAACAGACCAUCUACUAGUAGAGACAAUUUUUGGGCAAACGGUUGCGUAGUUCCACCAGAUGAGGCCUUUAGAAAAGUUAGAGGGGGAGUAAACGCAUUACAGAAGCACACGAUGCAGCUAACCAAUAUGUGGGUGCGGGGUAAUCGGACGACGAUGCUUGAAUUGCGUAAUAUGUGGGAAAAUCUUCGCAGAAGAAUAUUAAUGCUACAUAGAGAAACGGGUCGACAAGAUUUACCGAGCUACUAUACAAGGUCACUUUUAGAAAGAUGUAUGAUGUUGACUGAAAUGACCGACAUUUCCCGAGCGUCCAGAGGUGUAAGACCACCGAAUAGUAAUAGCCAAGAAAAUUCAGAGAGCGUUAGGAGCUCUGAAAAUCUUCCUGAUGAGCCCAUAACUUCAGAAAGCUCUAGUAUUCCAACUGAACCAGAACAAAGUACUUCUAGAAAUAGUUCAAAUGAUAACCGUCAAUCGCAGACGAGUAGAACUUCUCAGAGCAGACCUAAUAUUCGUUCUUCUCCCUCGCUUCGGAGAAGAUUACAGCCUAGCUAUAGAUGGAGAACAGAAGAUGAUAUUAGACGACGUAUUCGAAAUUCCGCUGCUUCUCGAUUAUCCCGUAGGUACUUAAACCGGCCACGGGGAGAAUUUGCAAGAGCUAUAGAAAUAAGCGCAACAAGGCACGAAAUUCGUAUGCGAGCAAUGCAAGUUCUCUCAGUUAUGUUUAACAUGAUGAUGAUGUGUUUGGAGGAACGUGGUCUGAGCCAACUCAUUAUAAGUAUGCUCCGUACUUUAAAAAAGGCAUUGGCUCUAACAUGUUUAAUGUUAAUGACAAACAGAAACAAUGGACGCUCCAGUAACAGUUCAUCGCCUCAACGAGUUGAUUCCCCGAACGUCAUUCGCUUGGAGAAUGUCGAUCACACUGGUCCAGUAAAUGUAGAUAGUCCCGACGAAGCGACGCAACAAGUAGUUACAGAAACACAAGAAGAUCAAUUACAAAACAAUGCUAACAAACGUUUGAAAAAAGAAGCAACUCCUACAUCUCAACCGACUCCGGCAGAAAACAACACCCGUGAUAACACAAAUCUACCCUCUGCACCUAUUGCAACUCAAAGCAGUGUCAGUCAAAAAUGGAGUAAUAGACUCGCAGUACAAAUUGCUGCUGCAAAUAGAAAUAAUUCUGCUACCGCUAGAAACAGAAGAGAGUUAUAUAUCGAAAGUAGACGGCUUAAAGCGUUACACAAAACUAAUCCAAACGCUCAUCCAAUUAUUAAAAAGAAAGCACUUCCACCUGUUUCAACAUAUAGAAUUCCGACGUUGCGUAUACAACCAAAUAGAGGAAUCCCUAGGCGUUUAACAACGUCAAGACCCGAAUCUCAAAACGCAGAACCAGAAGCCGGUCCUUCCGGUAUUUUAUCCAACAGUGCAUCUACUGGUCCUUCAAGGUUGCCUCCAGAUGUGAUGAAUGAGUUCGAACACAGAAUUAAUAUAAUAAGAAUGGCGCACAUGCAAGCAGUUAGAUUAAGAAAUGCAGCAAGGAGCAGAUUCCGGCGACUACAGACAAUACGCCUUUACACUCCAUCUUCAGUUCGGGAAAUGUUCACCUUGCAACCGGAAAAUGAAAACCAUCACGAAAACCAAUCUCCAUUGCAAAGCAACACAGAUGCUAAUCGUCGUUCCGUUACUUCUUACGACUACAGACCCCAUAUUCUCACUCGCGAACGCAUUUUCUACAGAGGAUCUGGCGUGAGGCCAUUUCAGGAGUCUGGACAAUUCCAUGCGGUCCUAAGCAACGCGUCAGUACCAUUGAUGCAGGAUGGCGAUGCCGAUGGCAGUAGUCCAGAUGCUCAGGGUAAUCAAAACCAGAGACUGCCUAGAAUUCACGAAUAUUUGCAACCGAUAAUUCUAGCUCAAAACGCUAUGGUAGUGGAUGAUGAGGGCAAUGGCCCCGGUGGUGCGAUGCCCGCAGUGGGUAGCGGCCUGGGGGGGAUGCGGCGCAUGACUGGUAUGGCCGGCCUAUUGGACGCUGGCAUAAUUUCGGAGGCCCUCCCCGCGUCAUCGCACCGGGUACAAGCUUGGGAUUUCACCACUGGUAACACUCCAGACAUUGCUGACAGUUCGAAGAAUGUGGUGGUACAGAGAUGCAGAAUUCAUAAUGAUGCAAGUAUCGACAUAUCAAAAGAUGGAAGACUUCUGGUUGCCUUGUUACCAGUGCCUCGACUGCGAAAUACUAAUCACUGGUUAGGCGUGUACUCGCUGGAGUGGGCGCGGCUGGGGCAGUGCCUGCACACGGCGGCGCUGGAGCAGAGCGCGGUGUCGGUGGCGCUGUCGCCCACGGCGCGCCACCUGGCCGUGGGGCUGGGCUCGCGCCGCUUCUCCAGCGCUCCGCACGCGCGCGCCAACGUCUUCGCGCUGCUCUACCGCCUCGACCCACGAGAUAGUUCGAGUCGUACCGGUCUGUCACCAAUCAAGGAACUGGAACAGACUUGGGAGCACGGGUUCACCAGUCUCAACUGUCUCCGAUGGGCUCCACAGCCCGGUCAAGGACUCGUCUAUGCCAACAACACCGGACAACUCAUCAUUAUGAGCUAAACAAGUCAAACAUUCUGGAAUCUAUCAUUAUAUGAAUAUACAUAUUGGGGACUGUAUGUGUAAGUUUGGUAAAAUGAAAUCUGAGCUUGAUAUACACCUAACAACCUUGACAAGGGCUUGUUUAUGCCAUUAACUUAUGACUAAUCUUAUGAGUUUAACUAGAAUGUUCUAGUAUGUUCCUUUCAAUAAAUUCACAUACUAAGAAUUUUAAUAACUCCAUUUUUCUGCCAUGUAUUUUUAAUACCUAUAGAUUAUUAUAUAAUGUAAUGUGGUUCGUUAACUGGCCGAACCUUAAUUCGACAUCGAAGUCAACUAUACCAAAUGUUUUUGAUAGCUUACAAGUUGUACAAGAAGACUAUAUAAAUUUAUUUAAAUAA
Molecule: messenger RNA, 5228 nt
Organism: Melitaea cinxia (Glanville fritillary)
Lineage: Eukaryota; Metazoa; Arthropoda; Insecta; Lepidoptera; Nymphalidae
Exons: 14
Coding region: 37-4851 (1604 amino acids)
Biological process (GO): autophagy
Cellular component (GO): intracellular membrane-bounded organelle
Molecular function (GO): protein binding
Source: RefSeq, a predicted model, not a curated record